Brassica oleracea var. oleracea is the source of this 1405-nucleotide messenger RNA. Its product is annotated as bark storage protein A-like. Gene Ontology annotation, biological process: nucleoside metabolic process. The record is from RefSeq and is a predicted model, not a curated record. NCBI's taxonomy places the organism in Eukaryota, Viridiplantae, Streptophyta, Magnoliopsida, Brassicales, Brassicaceae. Gene Ontology annotation, molecular function: catalytic activity. The coding region runs from base 102 to 1148 and encodes 348 amino acids. The transcript is spliced from 5 exons.
GUGUAGUAGAAUAUUCAUGUAUUACAAUAAUAAAAGGAACCUAAGGAGAGAUAUGAGACUCAUCACGAUAAGCGUAAAAGAAAGGGUGAGAGAGAGAAGCUAUGGGACACUUUUUGAUUGGUCUGCUUGUGGUUGUUUUGUUUAUUGGUAAUGUUAUUGAAGAAGCAAAUGGUGAAAUCUAUCCAACAGUUUUGAGCAAGAUAGAGUGGAUGAACAAGAGAGGUCCUUAUUUGGGGAUUGUAGCUCCAAAUAACUUUGAGCUUAAUCCUCUUCUCGCUUCUCAAGCCUAUGUUCCAUAUCCCUCUGUGCCUUUCAUCGAUUUCGCAGGUAGAAGAUUUCGAUUUGGAAAAAUAUCCAACCAACGGGUGGUGAUCGUGAUGACGGGAUUAGGAAUGGUUAAUGCAGGAGUAGCAACACAAUUACUAGUGAGCCUGUUUAGGCUGAAAGGAGUGUUGCAUUAUGGAAUCGCUGGAAAUGCAGAUGUUAACCUUGAGAUUGGUGACGUCACUAUUCCUAAAUAUUGGGCACACUCUGGUCUUUGGAAUUGGCAGAGGUAUGGAGCUGGGAUUGACGAUGAACUAGCAUUGGAAGCCCCUGGAGACUAUACUCGUGAUAUUGGUUAUCUCCAGUUUUCUAAGUACAGUAACGGAAGCGACAACGUUCUCAAUCGAGUUUGGUACCAACCGGAAGAAAUCUUUCCGGUCACCGGAACUCCUGAAGUCCGGGAACACAUCUUCUGGGUUCCCGUUGAUAAGUCUUACUUGAAUUUUGCACGCCAACUCGAGGACACGAAGCUACCACAGUGCGUAAACACGACGUGCCUCCCUCGACCACCGAAGGUAACCAUCGUUGACCGUGGGGUGAGUGCAAGUGUCUUCGUAGACAACGCCGCUUACCGGACUUUCCUCCGUUCUAAAUUCAAUGCCACCGCGGUAGAAAUGGAAAGCACCGCCGUUGCUCUUAUCUGCCACCAGCAAAGUAUCCCUUUCGUUGUCAUCCGUGCCCUAUCCGAUCUCGCCGGUGGCGGCUCCGACAUGUCCAAUGAGGCCGAUAUUUUCGGCAGUCUCGCCGCGCAAAACUCCGUGGAUGUUCUCGUGAAGUUCGUUGGUUUGUUACCUCCACACGGAAGCAAAAUUCAGUCAGAAUAAUAAGAGUGGGUGUAUUUUAAUAAAGAGCAUGCAUGUAACGUAAAAAUAAGAUGUAUCUGUCUGUUUUUUUUUCAAUAAUAAGAGGUGUGCUUCGUUCAUUGGUUUAAAACAAUUAGAAGCUUUGUUUUAUCUCUAUAUCGGGGUUUCAAAACAAUUAGAAGCUUUGUUCAUUAAUUUUAUUUUCUGUUUAUUCGUUAAUGUAUAUUUUUGUAAAAAAAAAUUGAGGUUCUUUAGAAUCGAUACAAACCAUAUUUUGU